AUGGACCCAGGCAAGUCCACGGGGGCAACAAGUGGGACGCUUUCAGCCGUGCUUGUUUUGAAGGACGGUACCGACAAGGUGUUUAACCUGCACGGGUUCCGAGUGUGUGGAGCGCGCAACUGUAAGCAGCUUUUUUGUGGUCGUCUGGGGCGUUGUCCUUUCCACGCUGCGCAGUUUCUUGCUGCAGACGACUGGCAACGUGACCAGCUGGACUUGAGCGAGCCGCGGGCGGCACAAGGACCAGAAGCUGUUGAUGCGGUUGCUGUUGCGCCACGUGAGCAGCUGGUGUGCCGUUCUGGCGCAACAGCGAGUACAGCGGUCGGAACUCUACGUCAAAGCGACAAAGGCGAGCUCGCCGGUGCCCCCGGGUCCCGGGGCAGCGCUGCGGAAACAUCUGCGCGGCCGACAGUCGGCGAAUAUAGCUUAUCGCAAGGGCGAGGUGCCGACUACUUGUCAGAGGACGCACGUAGGUGCGCGCUGAAGAGCGGGGCAGCAGUCAUUUUGAUCGCAGGUGGCAGAGAAGGACGCGAGGAGGAGCUCUGCGGACCGGCGGCGCUGCGCUUCUGGGAAGCGUGGCGGGCAACGAGCCACGCUGAACCGUCUCUAAAGCGGGCUCGUUUUAAACGAGCAUGGAGCUUGCAAGAGCACGCUCGGUUUCUCGAGGCUCUACGCAUCUAUGGUAAGGGGAAAUGGAAGGAUAUCGCCGCGUACGUGGGUACCCGCAGCGCAGCCCAGUGUCAGAGCCACGCGCAAAAGUUUUAUGAUCGUGCGUUCGUGCAGCUGGGGUCUCAAACAGAUAGCGGUGCUUCGUGCCUCGGAACGACGCUGUGCGCUCCGUCGAGGACCUCUCGCAAACGAAGCAUUCACGACAUGCGCGAUCCGCACGCGAUCCACCUGGAGCUGGCCCGUCAGCGGCAGGCUCAGCAGCAUCGAGCAGAGCGGGAUGCUCGGCGGACAGCAGCGCAGCGGAGGAAACUGCUGGACGCCGAGGCAACCCGCAUGGAGGCGCAGCUGCGUUCGCACCUGGACGCAUUCGUUAGGGAGCACGCCGAGCAGCUGCCCACGAAAAGAAUCGCAUCAAACAUGCGUCGCAGUGUCCAAAAAUGUAUACAGGACUGGAAACAUAAGCAUCUAGAGGAGGCAUCGGAGACUGCAACCGCCAGAGAGGAGUCGUCUGUUGUGGAUGCUGCCUCUGACGAUGAACUCGUUCCGCUCGUUUUCAUGGUACCCGAGGAGGCGAUGCCAGCAGGUUCUCAUGUGGUACUGCUGCGAAAACCGAUUGUUUUGAAACAAAGCUCCCCGUCUACAAACGUUGCAGCCGAGUCAUCGUCGCUGCCGUUUCCCUGA
Cyanidioschyzon merolae strain 10D is the source of this 1347-nucleotide messenger RNA. RefSeq names its product MYB-related protein. Gene Ontology annotation, molecular function: DNA binding. The transcript has a single exon. NCBI's taxonomy places the organism in Eukaryota, Rhodophyta, Bangiophyceae, Cyanidiales, Cyanidiaceae. Bases 1 to 1347 code for a protein of 448 amino acids. The record is from RefSeq and is a predicted model, not a curated record.